Molecule: messenger RNA, 1815 nt
Organism: Manduca sexta (tobacco hornworm)
Lineage: Eukaryota; Metazoa; Arthropoda; Insecta; Lepidoptera; Sphingidae
Product: alpha-tocopherol transfer protein-like
Exons: 7
Coding region: 146-1159 (337 amino acids)
Cellular component (GO): membrane
Molecular function (GO): phosphatidylinositol bisphosphate binding
Source: RefSeq, a predicted model, not a curated record
AUCGAAAAGCACGGGACGGUGACUACACAAUUGGCGAGAGCAGCAAAACACCGACGUCGACAGCAGCAGCGCUCAGUGCGUACCUGGCGUCUGUGUUCGGAGCACGUGAGUGGACUGUGUACAUUGGAAUAACAAACAGAUAAUAAUGUCCAAAAGACUAACAAAGCGCUUUUUGACUGAUGCCGACAAGUACCAGUGCUCUCUGUCGGUCGAAACACAAACCAUAGCUGAGAAUGAGCUACGGGAGACAGAGAACUCUAGGUCACAAGCCCUCACAGCACUAAGGAGUUGGAUGGAGCAAAAUCCUAAACUGCUAACUGUAAGAUUGGAUUCCAAUUUCCUUCUGCGGUUCCUUCGCACUAAGAAGUUCAGUGUGCCGAUGGCGCAAGAAGCGAUCGAGAGAUACCUUUUGCUGCGACAGUCUUGGGGUAUAGCCUUCAACCAGCUCGACUACAAGCUGCCAGUCAUGAUGGAGCUCAUUGAUUUAGGAUUUAUUUUCGUCAGUCCAUUUAAAGAUAAAUGUGGACGUCGUGUGAUUAUAUACAAACCAGGCGUAUUCGAUCCAUACAAGUACACGAACCAAGACAUGUGUCGUGUGAUGGGAAUAUGCUAUGAAACGAUCAUGGAAGACGAAGAAAACCAAGUCCGUGGCCUAGUUCACUUCGCCGAUGGAGCUGGAGUCAGCUUCCCUCACUUGACCCUGUUCACACCCAGAGAAGCUGUACGAAUUGUAAAGAACGGAGAGAGAACAGUUCCCAUGAGGCAUAAAGAGAUCUAUGGCGUUAAUGUACACCCUACAAUUAAAUUUGCACUAGACUUCGGCAUGGCGCUCAUAUCGGAAAAAAUUAGAAAGAGGGUCAAAUUGUACACCUCAAUUGAAGAUGUCGAAAUCGACAAGAGCGUGCUUCCCAAAGAAUACGGCGGUGUUAUGCCUAUGAGACAGAUGAUUGACUUGUGGAAAGAAGAGUUGGCCAAUAAACGUGACACUCUUCUUAUGAACGAUAAGAUGAGCGUAAGACUUGAAAUGUAUAGCGAGGCUGCCAGAGAAGGCGCUGUAUCCGCGCUUAGAGCUGGAGCAAACACAUGCGCAGGCGCCGAUGCUGUGGGAGACGCCAUGCGAGGGCUUACCGGCAACUUCAGGAAACUCGAAGUAGAUUAACUUAGAUUGCAAUCUUUAGUAUACACUCUUGUAAAAUUUUGUUGUAAAUUCACCUGGCUGCGAAUGUUAUGAUCUAAUCACAUACUAUUAGAUUAUAACCUACCCUUACACGGUAGAUUUUAGAAAUGGAGCAGUAAGGGCAGCUAUCCUAACCGCUGUAGCUACAAGAAAACAUAAGAAACUAUCCGUAUUUUUGAAGACAUUAAAAUCCGUAACCUUAAAUUUUAAAAAUUAAAUUAGUGUCGGCAAGAAGUCAAUGUAUACAAAAAAAAAAUGAUAACAAUUGAUCCUGUUGUUGAUACGAAUCUGAUGGAUCUUAAGCUGCUAACUUUAAAAAUCGAAAUUUAUGACAGAUAAUAAUUUAAGGGUAGAGUAACUGAGAGUGGAACGUAUUGUCGGGACGUCGUUCAUGGGUUUAUUCCCGCCCUAGGGCAAGCACCACUAAUUUUUCAAAGUGUAUAUUCAUAGUUGAUACUCGCUUAACAGUUAAAGAUUAAGGAAAACAUAUUAGCAAACUUUAUACAUGACAGUUCGGAAAAUGUUUAUCUCACUGCAAUAUAUAAGCAUAAUUGAUAAGUUGAAAACUAGUAAAUAAUGUACUUUUAAGUCACAUACAGUAAAUAGUAUCGAAUUAUUAAAAAAAAAUUGUGAUCAUA